Molecule: messenger RNA, 752 nt
Organism: Hibiscus syriacus
Lineage: Eukaryota; Viridiplantae; Streptophyta; Magnoliopsida; Malvales; Malvaceae
Product: mavicyanin-like
Exons: 2
Coding region: 90-617 (175 amino acids)
Cellular component (GO): plasma membrane
Molecular function (GO): electron transfer activity
Source: RefSeq, a predicted model, not a curated record
UUUUGCUCUUAACAAACACUCCGCUCUCUCUUUUCAUUUUUUUCUCUCUCGAAGAAGCAGUAGCACUUUUUUUUCCCUGUGCCGUGAAAAUGGCUAUUCUGAAGAUGGUGAUCGUCGCAGUGGUUGUCAUGGAAGCAACCCUCGGAGGGAAAAAGGCUGGAGCACAAGUGCACCAUGUAGUCGGAGGUGAUCAAGGGUGGGACCCUUCCUCCGACGUGGCAUCUUGGUCCUCCGGUAGGAGCUUCAGUGUUGGAGACAAAAUCUGGUUCGCCUACUCUGCAGCGGAGGAGAGUAUUGCCGAGCUAAAUAGCAAGGAAGAAUAUGAGUCGUGCGAUGUGAGCAACCCCCUAAGAAUGUACACGGACGGCUUAAAUGGCAUCCCAUUGGAUGGGGAAGGGAUCCGCUAUUUCGUAAGCAGCAAAGCUGAGAGCUGCAAGAACGGUCUAAAGCUACACGUAGAGGUGGGGCCUUUAGGGAACACCGACGCUAAAAUGCCCAAAGUCGCAGUGGCUGCCGCCGCGCCGCCCACAACCCCUUCCGGAUCAGUCCGGCUUCAUGGGAGCUCUGUGUUAUUAUUGGUCGGGCUUUGGCUUUGCGUUCGCUAUAUGGCUAUUUAAUUGUUGCGAGUUGUGACCCGUCUGUCUGCACUAUUUAACUUCUUAGGCUAGAGUUUAUUAUAUGAAAAUCUACUUUAGUUUUCAAAUUAUGUAUUCGAUAUACUUGCGACAUGGCCCUGUAAAACUUAAAGAACA